Messenger RNA from Lactuca saligna, 1134 nucleotides. The record is from the annotation of a GenBank genome assembly. NCBI's taxonomy places the organism in Eukaryota, Viridiplantae, Streptophyta, Magnoliopsida, Asterales, Asteraceae.
AUGGCGGCAUCACUGUUUACUUUCUCCUCCACCUCAAGAAGAGUCAUCCCAGCUCCAAACUCUCCUCCUCUUCCCAUAUACAUCAAAGCCACAAAUGUCGUCUUCAACCCUGAUAUACCAGAUGUUCAUCGCGGUCUUGGAAUUGAUGAUUUUGUCAAUUUUCUAGUAUCUUGCAGACUUCGAUAUGCUAUCAGUGAGGUUCCAUCAGAGUUCUUUCCCGAACAUGUAUGUGAGUUAUAUUACACGGCAACAGUCAAUAAUGAAAACAACAUCAUCUCCAGCACUAUUGGGCAUGGGCGUCGCUCAAUUUUCAUCAACGCUGAUCUCCUCCGUACUGCACUCAUGUUACCAAUUUUCGAACCAUUCUCUGAGCUUCCAACUAUUGAACGAUGUCAACGCCUCUUUGACCAACUGGGCUAUGAUCACUCCAAGGCUGGUGCUCGACCAGCUCUCAUUCUACAUCAAUGUAUGACUCCUGGAUGGAAGUUCUUCACCGGGGCACUUUGUAAGUGUGUAGGUCACAAAUCUCACAGUGGUGAUCAACUGAGUGCUUUUGAGCAACAAGUGGUAUGUUCGCUUCUCCUCAACAAACGUGUUGAUUAUGGGGCUUUCUUCUUCGAUCAGCUUGUCCAACUUCUUCGAGCCAAUGUAAGAGCUGAUUAUGUUCCAUUUCCAUGCUUGAUUGCUCUUGUCCUGGAUAAAUUUCAUGCUGAAGCCUAUUACUCACACACUGGAAACCCCAUCCAAUGCUCACACAUUGGUCAUAUCUCUCCUCAACUUUCCCAUCAUACUAUUUUGGUCACUAAAAGGUUUCAUUUAGCUCAUGAGGAGUCAUCUGCUCAGGGGAAGCAACCAUCUCAGGUGGAGCAACCAUCUCAAGGGGAGCAACCUUCUCACAGGGAGCAGCAUCGAUCACAAGAAAUUCCAGGUACACAGCUCAUUCAAAUUCCAACCUCAGGGUUUAAUGAGCUUCUUACACUGACUCGAGAUAUGAGUCAGCAUCUUCUACGUAUUGAAGCUGAUGUAAACCAACUAAAGGGAGUUAUUCUGUCAACUCCUUCCCCUGGCCCAAAGGAUGAUGAUGGUCAAAAAGGUGGAGAAACUGAUUCUGUUCAUAGAACCGAGCCACCAUAG